AUGAAGGGUAGCGAUAGCUUGCGACGGGUUAAUUGUCCCGCUGCCAAUUUCGACCUACCACCAGCUCAGGCCCAGGCUCAGGCACAGGCCCAGGCGCAACAGCAGGCUCUUCGGUCUCAAUCUCAGCCUCAAGAGCCCAUCUUGGGAUCUAUAACCUCGACAAGCCCGGAAAUCACCACUUCUUCGCUCCAUUCUCAGCCUAAGUCUCAGUCUCUCUCAACCGCCAGGUUCCGUUCGUCUUCGAGACCCAGUCUUCAGGACCUAGUCCCUGUCGCCGGGACUCCAAAGCCAACCGUCCACGACCAACCUCCAGCCUAUGCCCUGUCGUCCUCAUCCUCCUUGACGGGGCCGUCCUCUUUUUCCUAUCCUCCAGCGCAUCCAACUGCUGGCGCCGCAACGAUACAUGUCCAUACAACCCAUACACAUCCGCAUACGCACACACAUACUGCCCCGGCGGCUGUCAAUCGACCCCGGCCCCUGGGCCCAUCCUCCUCCGACAUAGCGACUGCAGAGCAGGCUCACUUCCUCCACCCUGUCUCAUCUGCCUCGAGCUUACGUCCAAGGUCUUCCACCACUAGCGCCACUGCUGCUGCUGCUGUCUCCCCGUCUCCAUCGCAUACACCGAACCCUCUUCUUCGACAACACACCUCGCCGCCGUCUACCGUCGACAACAACUCUGCCCUCUUUGUUCCUCGAGGCGGGUUGCCCCCCGCGCCGUCCAUCAUGUAUCCGGCAGGCCAGAGACAUGUCUCGGGCGCUGAUCCCACACGACCUUUCCAGGUCCCUCCACCGCCGCCGCCGCCGCCCAUGGGAGCUCCGAAUGCCGGCCAAAUGGGUAGUAUGAUGAAUCUGCCUCCGCCGCCGCCGCUUCCUCGAUAUCCCACCGCACCAGGCCCCUCCGGCGUCGCGAUACCCCCACCACCCGGUCCGCCCCCGGCAAGUGCUCUCGGCCAGCAGCCUCCGUGGCACGGCGCCUUUGGGCGCAUGUACGACGGACGGCCAGGAUACAUCCCCCCGCCGCCGCCCGGUCAGCACCAGCCGUACAACCCAAAGUUACACGCUCAGAUCGCUGCUGGGCAAACAAUCUCUAUCCCUCCACCUCCUCCGCCGAAUGAGGCCAUGAGUGCGACCUAUAUACCGCAGGGCGACACUUACGGAGAGGGAGUUGGUAUCCCCGCCUUUGGACUGGAAGACCCAACCCUGACUGUCAACUCGCAGACAUCGCGGCCAGUGACAACGCCGCAGAGCGGAACUGACACAAAUGCCACAACGCCCAUGGACGAGGCCACGAGGGAACGCCUCUAUUCUGCCACUAACGCCCAGCCGCGCGGCACAUCCAAUUCUUCAAACGCCACUCCUCCCAGCUCGAUCCCACCGGAAAUCGCUGCCCAGUGGCCCCUCGAUACGGUUCUGAUUUGGCUAGCCCAGAACCAGUUCUCCAAAGACUGGCAGGAAACCUUUAGGGCACUCAACCUGCACGGAGCGCAAUUCCUCGAGCUCGGAAGUGGCCACGGUGGGCGUGGUAAUUUUGGUAUGAUGCAUCAGCAGGUGUAUCCAAGGCUUGCCCAGGAGUGUACCAACAGCCGAACCGGCUGGGAUCAGCCCCGUGAGCGAGAGGAGGGCAAGCGAAUGCGAAGACUAAUUCGAAGUAUUGUCACCGGUCGACCAGCUGAUGUGUCUAAAGUUUCAACGGCCCAUGGCCGUAAAGAAUCCCUCAAUGGCGGACAUGGGAACAACCUACCAAGCGCUGGAACCGAUCCAAUGGAUUCGCCAAAUACACCUCUCAAUGGCCCUGGCCCUGGCUUUAGUGGCCGCAGGUUCUCUCAGACCAGAUCUACCACAUUACCCAACAGUGUCAGUGGGUCCAACAUCAGCUCUGAGUCUAACCACCGUAAUAUUCUCAAACAUGUCGAUACGGAUGGUGCGCGCCGUCAUAGUCCUAAUGUUAGCGAGUCGAGCGAGGCCACGUUCCGUGGCCCUACUGCGCGCUCAGCGAGUCCAACAGGCAGCCCAGGCAUACCUCCGGCGCUUUUUACAUCGACGACGACACCUAUUCUCUCACAAUCUCCUAACACAAUAAAAGCUGGGCACCGUUCAAGAAGUAGCAUGGAUUCCGUUGCUUCUGUCGCGGCCAUAUAUGGAUCCGGAGUACCGACAGACGCCGCCAACUUACUUAGCCGGAACAUGAACCUGGGAGAAGUUGUUCAUGGGCGUAACCAUGAUAUCCGAUCUCGGCACUCGCCUUCAGAAGGAGGGGAGAGGUCAGCAGGCGCAGAGACACCCGCUUCGGCCAAAGAUUCCAAGAGCUUCCUGAGCUUCUUAUCCAGGAAAAGGAGACAAACCAAAGAUGAUGGUGCAUACCCAUCACCUGAAGAGAUGGAGGCUUCCCCAACUUCACCACAGGGAUCUAUCCGCCCGGUAGGCUUGGGCGUUCGAGGAACCAAUGGCAGCGAUACUAAUCUUGAGCUUGCUGGCUCAACGCUGGGUAGUUAUGAUGACAGGAACGGCCAUGCUCUACGACCAAGGAGAAUCAGCCCCGUAAGGACCUACGUCCUGGCCACCAUGGAUUACUGGAACUACCGAAUGUGCGACAUCACGGAAGCAGAGACAGCAGCGGAAGUCCGUCAAGUUAUCUGCAUGCAUCUUGGCCUUGGCGACUUUGAAAAUUCUCACAUUUAUCUUACAGAAGUUGGCAAGUUUGAACAUGUGGAUCCCCUAGACGACUCGAGCCUUGUUACCGUCAGACGAGCCAAGGGUGACCCUCUUGGGACACUUAAAUUCUUCGUGACACCCCCAGGAGUUGCCCCCAUUUCCAGUCUUGCCGCUAAAGCUGAGGUCCCUGUGUCCUUGUCUCCUGGUUAUCUCCCACCAGGAACCACUGCUGAGGAUGCCCAACGAAAUAGCAGACAGCGAUCCAGUUCAUCGCCCCCCACCUCGCGUUCUAAUACAUUGACAGACGAGAAGACUGAGGAUAAGGUAGCACGAGAGGCAAGCUCAUAUAGAGCUGAAAUGGAGAGAAAGCAGCGUGAGUAUCUGGCCAAGAGGAAACAAGCAGCGAUGAAGGGUAGUCCGUCAGAAACACUUGGACCUGGCAUCGUCGGCCGGAAUGUCGAUUUCGACCAACCUCGAGAGUCGCCGUAUGAGGACAAGCGGCCAGAGCAACUCUUCCCCCAAAGACGACCUCCAGCUCCACCAAGCGAUCCUUCUGCGACGUUGAUCAAGGCGAACUCGCUAAGCAGAAAGACUGGAGCCAGCAUGCGCGCAUCAAGUGGCAGUCUUGAGGGAUAUCCAACACCACGGCAUCCGACCGAGAGUGAGAUGACAGAGAAGUCCAGGAGAUCCAAGGGAACAUCACAGCCAGCUACAGGUCCUGCUGGUAUUGGGGCAGCCCUUGCAGGCAUGGGCAGAAACUUGAGCGCUAUUGGACAAUCUGCCAAGAAUACUCGUGGCUCUUCUCCCUCCCGAUCCUCAACACAAUCAAUUCCUGGAGUCCCGAGAGCAACAUCUCCUACUGGUAUGAGCCCCAACUCGAGACGUACAAGGGGUGCUUUCGCCCCAGACCAUGCGUCACCUCCAAAACGACGUGCAACCCAUGGGCCAGAUCCAGACUUUGAGGACUCGGAUGUCCAAUUUUCGAAGCCUGCUCCCGCACCACCAGUUGACGAUGAUAGCGGGGAUGAUUCGGAUGACGGGCUCUUUGCCAUCCCUCUUGCCAAUCGAAACAAGGGCAAGGGUGCCACUGCGAAUGGUGAUGCCAACGGUCACAACAAGCGUCCUAGUCUGACGGUUAAUACGGCGCGCUCCAGGAAGGGCCUCUCAGUUGCCUUUACAUCGCCCAAGUCAUAUGGCAGUAGCGUGACUCCUGACAGUAACGAAGAUUCCCGACAAAAGCCGACUACUCCCCGUUCCGAAACGUGGGAAUCGGAAGACAAGGACAAAGACAGUAAAUUGGGCCGGCGAAAGUCGUUCAUCGAGAAGGAUGUGUGGGCUAAUCGCCCUCCAACGGACGCCCUUAUCAAUAACCUUGACGACUUCUUCCCCAACCUGGAUCUUGAUCAACCUGUUCUUGAUGAACCUGGCGAGGGUGGACUGCCACCAUCUCCAAUUGCCGAGGGCACGGAAACCACAUCUGAUCAAGGGCCAUCCCAGCCGGCAGUGUCGAGCCAUACUCAGCAAGCACCGCCUGCAGCAAUUCCGCCAUCCCGGCAACCAUCUCUAUACAAUGAAAACGAUACUCUUGGCUCCGAUGAGUCGACCCUCAAAGCCCUCGAUCAACAGAGGCCCACUUCUGUGGCUGCAAGGAGUAUUCGGCGCUCAGGCGGUCUCGGUCGAAUGAAGUCCAUUCGAGAAGUCGCCCGAGGCGCUCACGAGGCCAACAAGCGAACCAACUCAACUAAUCAAGGACCGUCGUCAGGCAACAUUAUGCGCCGGAAGAGCACGAAGAUGUUCAACGCCAACAUUGUACAAAUCCGACCAGAUAGGCGUGGCAGCGUCAUAAUGCCACAGAUUCCUCAAGAUACAGUGCCAAAGCGACAGACGACAUUUAGGUGGUUCAAGGGUCAGCUCAUCGGCAAAGGUACUUACGGCCGAGUGUACCUCGGUAUGAAUGCCACAACAGGAGAGUUCUUGGCUGUGAAAGAGGUUGAGGUGAACCCCAAGGCGGCUGGUGGUGACAAGAGCAAGAUGAAGGAGCUUGUUGCGGCUCUAGAUCAGGAAAUCGACACAAUGCAGCACUUGGACCAUAUCAACAUUGUGCAAUACUUGGGAUGCGAGCGAAAGGAAACUAGUAUCAGCAUCUUUCUCGAGUAUAUUUCUGGUGGCAGCAUUGGAUCAUGUCUGCGCAAGCAUGGCAAGUUUGAGGAGUCUGUCGUGUCUUCACUGACAAGACAAACACUCUCCGGCCUCGCCUAUCUACAUCGCGAGGGCAUUCUGCAUCGCGAUCUCAAGGCCGACAACAUUCUUCUUGAUUUAGACGGAACGUGCAAGAUCAGUGAUUUCGGCAUCUCCAAGAAGACAGACAACAUUUAUGGCAAUGAUAAAACAAACAACAUGCAAGGUUCGGUAUUCUGGAUGGCCCCAGAGGUCAUUCGGUCCCAGGGCGAAGGCUACAGCGCCAAGGUCGACAUCUGGAGUCUGGGUUGUGUAGUCCUGGAGAUGUUUGCUGGCAAGCGCCCCUGGGCCAAGGAAGAGGCUGUUGGUGCCAUCUACAAGAUUGCUAAUGGCGAGCGACCACCGAUCCCCGAGGACAUCCAGGAUACUCUUGGACCACUAGCCGUUGCUUUUAUGAUGGAUUGCUUCCAAGUAAACCCCUUCGACCGUCCUACAGCGGAUGUGCUCCUGUCGCAGCACCCGUUCUGUGAACUGGAUCCAAACUACAACUUUUAUGACACAGUGCUGUAUCACAAAAUCAAGUCGUUCAAAUAA
Molecule: messenger RNA, 5424 nt
Organism: Fusarium mangiferae
Lineage: Eukaryota; Fungi; Ascomycota; Sordariomycetes; Hypocreales; Nectriaceae
Exons: 4
Coding region: 1-5424 (1807 amino acids)
Biological process (GO): protein phosphorylation
Molecular function (GO): ATP binding; protein kinase activity
Source: RefSeq, a predicted model, not a curated record